UGUGGGCGGCGGUGAAAAGCAGGAGCGGGGCGGUGGCGGGAGGCAGCCCCCCCCCCCCCACGCCCCCCUCCUUCCUUCCCCCCCCCCCCCCGCCGGUGCCGGUGCCGGUGCCGCUCCCGGUGCCGGUGCCGGCUCUGGCUCCGGUGCGCGGCGGCCGCGGCUGCCGGCGCUGCUGGGCGAGGUCAGGGAAAGUCCAUGUGAGGAGCGGCUGGAAUCACUUCCUGCUGCCGCCGCCGGGACCGCCGGCACCGCGCCGCUAGGCCCAGGGCAGCGUCCGUGGGGCCGGCGCCCCGCAGAUGUGCCCUACUUUGGAUAUUCCUGCAUUGAAUGUCUGAGGAGCUCCAGCCGAUCCUGAGCCAUGUCGCAGAUGUUGCACAUAGAGAUUCCCAACUUUGGGAACACCGUUCUGGGCUGCCUGAACGAGCAGCGGCUGCUGGGGCUCUACUGCGAUGUCUCCAUCGUGGUGAAGGGCCAAGCCUUCAAGGCACACCGGGCGGUCCUGGCCGCCAGCAGCCUCUACUUCCGAGACUUGUUCAGUGGGAACAGCAAAAACGCCUUUGAGCUGCCGGGUACCGUCCCCCCCGCUUGCUUCCAGCAGAUCCUCUCCUUCUGCUACACCGGGAAGCUGACCAUGGCGGCGAGCGAGCAGCUGGUGGUGAUGUACACGGCGGGCUUCCUGCAGAUCCAGCACAUCGUGGAGAAAGGGACGGACUUGAUGUUCAAGGUCAGCUCUCCCCACUGUGACUCUCAGACCACCAUGAUCGAAGACCCCAGCUCGGAGCCGCAGAGCCCUUGCAACCAGCUGCAGUCGGCCUCGGCGCCCUACGUCAUGUCCCCCUCCAUGCCCAUCCCGCUCCUCACGCGCGUCAAACACGAGAACCUCGAGCUGCAGGCGGCUGCCCUGCCCGGCCUGCCCGGCAAGCGACCCCUCGAGCCCGGCGCCCGGGAGGGGGCCGGCGGCGGCGGCUCCAACGCCGGUCCCCUGAAGCUCUCCCGCGUCUCCUACUAUGGGAUGCCCAACCUGGCCACCCUCAUCCCCAACGUCCAGCAGGUCCAGUACUCGCAGGGGGAGCGGACGAGCCCCAGCGCCAGCAGCAUUCCCACCACCGACAGCCCCACCUCCUACCACAACGAGGAGGAUGAGGAGGACGACGAGGCGUACGACACCAUGGUGGAGGAGCAGUACGGGCAGAUGUACAUCAAGUCCUCGGGAGGCUACUCCGUUGCUCAAGAGAAGCCAGAGCAGAUCCCACUGGAGAACCGCUCCUGUGUCCUCAUACGACGGGAUCUAGUUGCUCUCCCAGCCAGUCUUAUCAGUCAAAUCGGAUACCGUUGCCACCCAAAACUCUACUCGGAGGGAGAUCCUGGAGAAAAACUUGAGCUCGUUGCAGGCUCAGGUGUUUACAUCACCCGGGGGCAGCUGAUGAAUUGCCACUUAUGUGCCGGUGUCAAACACAAGGUCCUUCUGAGACGUCUUCUGGCCACCUUCUUUGAUCGGAACACCCUUGCCAACAGUUGCGGAACUGGAAUCCGGUCCUCCACGAGCGAUCCCAGCAGGAAGCCCCUGGACAGCAGGGUCCUUAACGCAGUCAAAUUGUAUUGUCAGAAUUUUGCCCCGAGCUUUAAGGAAAGCGAGAUGAAUGUUAUAGCAGCCGAUAUGUGCACCAACGCCCGCCGGGUCCGCAAGCGCUGGCUGCCGAAGAUUAAGUCCAUGCUGCCAGAAGGGAUGGAGAUGUACCGCACGGUCAUGGGCUCCACCACAAACAGUGUCCCCCUGGAUCCUGAAUUCCAGCCCAACACUGCUCAGGUCUUUGAGCAGCGAAUCUAUGCAGAAAGGAGGAGCGAUUCAGGAACUAUAGUAGCCUUGAGAACUAACACGGUGAACGUAGAGCUAAGCAAUGGAUCCAACCAGUCCUUCGAACAGAGCGAGGAUGCUGAAGGGGCUGGCUCUGUGAUACAGGAGGCAGCUGCCACAGAUGCUAUGGCAUCGGAUACCCAAAGCACUCCGCAACCUUUUGAACAAGGUUCCGGCUCCUCCAGCCGGCCCGAAACUCCCGUGAGAAGACAAGAUGGUACUUACGGAGGGACUUUAUAAAGAGAGCAAACGUUUCGUGACCUAUAAGGGAUCUGUAAUACUAAAGCUGCUUGCAUGCAUUACUAAUACAAAACAAAAAAUGUGAUCAAGCCACUUACCUACUGAACUGCUACUGUUGCCUGAAAAAAAUGUGAUUUUUAUUCUGCUUGUAUUUAAAAUUUAUGAAGGAAAUAAUCGCAUUCGUUAUACUGUAAACGACUAGGUCUGUGGCGACCUACUUAAAAAAAAAUAUUGGGCUCCUUUUUUGAUAUUCCUGAGGUUAGUCUAUAAGAUCGUAGCUUUUCCUUUUUUUUUUUUUUUUUUUCUUUUUUUCUUUUUUUUUUUUUUAUUUUAAGAAGGGGAGGAGAAAAGCUAGCCACCCCCCCCCCAAACCACCACCACCCCCCUGUCAUCACCACCCCAUCCAUUACUCAGCUCAGAAGUAAAGCCAUCGAUAACCUUGUCCUCUAAAGAAAGUUUUACCGUCACUUAACAGGAAAGCAAGGUGCGUUAGGGUACAAGUGCUGUGACUGGCGAUGUUUGUCUCUAGCAGAAGGGCUCUAGCCAAGUGGGACAGGGUGGGGGAAAUCGUUAAAGGCUUCUGGUGCCGGAGGGAGCCCCUCGCCGUGGGUGCCGCGGAGGCUGGCGGGGACUCGGAGCUCUUGUCUCGGGGAGUUUUAUCCCGUUCCCAGGAGCUGGGAUGGUUCCGCGGGAGUUCAGGCUUGCACGUGUCGGGAGGACUGCGUGGGAUGCAGGUGGAGACCCUGGCCGGUGUUGUGGUUGUUGUCGAUUUGUUGUGGGGUUUUUUUGGUUUUGUUUUGGUUUGUUUUUUUUUUUUUUCCACGCCCCCCCCCCCCCCCUCCCCCCCCAAUACGGCUGGGUUUGGGGUUUGGUUUCUCUCUCCCUCCCUCCCAGCGACUCCUUUUUGUUCGCUUCUCCUUGCUUGCGCCUUCACGCCACCCGCUCCUCGCGCAAACGGGCUGGCGGCACCCCACGGCGACCGUCCUGGGGGGGCACCUCCCGGAGCUGGGGGGGGGGGAGUAACCCCCUCCGCCCCCCUCCAGCUGCCUGCCAAGGGCUUCGGGGGGGAAUCUGAGCACGGAAAGCGCGUUGUUCUUGCUCCCAAGGGCACGGAGCCGGCAGCUCUUGGCAUCAGCUCCUGGCAGCAUCCGCACCGGAGGCAGAGGGCGGUGCAGCCGUCAGCGUGCGGGGCUCGCCUGCUGUCCGUCCCCCCCCCCCCCAACUCCUCCCCAGGCAACCGGGCUCUCACUUUUUAAUAACUGGCGUGUAUUGGAUGCAAAAAAGUUUAAAAAAAAAAUUUGCUUCGUGCCUUUCUGUGAAGAGAUUUUGGGGAGGAAGAAGCGUUUCACCUCUUGCUCAUCCUCCAGACAGGCCUUUCUGGGGAAAAGCCCAAUGUUGAGUUAUUUAUCUUUUUUUUUUUUUUCUUUUUUUCCUUUGUCAGUGAUGUUGAAAGCUUGCCGUCCCCAGGCUGCGUUGGCUUUGGUGGCCCCAGCUGGCCUCGAUGGUGGGUGUGGGUGCUGGGGUGGGACCCAUAGGUGCCCCUGGAGCCUGGCCGGGCAGCGGGUACCGGCUCACCCCCCGCUUGCCCUUAGAAAUCCCCCCAAAUGGCCGGAAUCCUUUCGGCAGAGCCGACUCCCACCCAGCGUGGGUGCUGCCCAUCACCCUGGGUGCUGCCGCCGGGCUGGGGGGAGCCGGGCACCCACAGGGAUGCUGAGGCCGGGGUGCCCCCAGGGGAUGGGGGGCAGGGACAUGAAAGCCAAGUACGGCUUCUUUUCAUUUCUUUUUUAAUUAUUAUUUUUACUGUGACUGAACGGCCUGCUUUACUGGUAUUUGCAGCUUGUUCUUUAACAAGUUUGGCGCUAUGAGCAAGUGCACCCAGAGUCACCCUUGAAGGCUACUGGGGCUGUGCUCUUCUUUUCUUUCCUGCUUUGGUUCCUGAAUCCAGACGGCGCUUUGCUCAGGGUUUUCUUCCUUCCUUGUAUUUCCAUUCGGAAAGGGGGAAGGGGGAGAGGAUAACCCAACUUUUGGCCAUUUUUUUUGUUUCUUCGAUACUUGAAGCAGGUUUUUUUUUUUGCAUCCUAAUAACCAAGCUGUCCGGCGCUUAGUCUGUCCCACUGCUCCUUCCCCUGCCGGGGGGGGGAAGAGAAUUCGAUGCUGGGGUGGUUUCUGCCUCACGUCUUGCACAGGUCUCGGGUGUUGGCACGGCUUGGCCUGGGCAGAUCGCGACGCCCCAGCCUGGGUGCCCCGCUGCCGGCGGAGGGGGGGGGGGGGCUGGUGGGGGUGACGGCGUGAUGAGGCGGUGCAGGGGCGUGCGAUGCUUGGAAGGGGUGGGGGCAAGCGUGGCCUGGGGGGGGGCUCUAUUUGCACUUUACCCACGUCAGCAAACAGAACUCGUGCUCCUGCCGAAACCCGGCGCAGCUCAUCCCCAGCCGGCAGCGCCACAGGAGGAGGCUCCUUCCGCGCGGUGAUGCCCGUCGGUGCUUACCCGUGCCCACAAACACGGGGGGGGGGUGGGGGGGGGGGGUGUACCGGGGACCAUUGGGCUGAGCUUGGGGUGGGCUUCUUCCCCACGCAUCCCCGAGGAGAUGGAGAGGUCCGGUUCCUUGGCCCAGGGGGUGUCCCCAGCCCCCCCCCCCCCCCCGCCGGGAGCGGCUGCUGGGGACCAGCUCAGCCUGGUUGGCGGGGCUGGGGGGGGGUUGGGUUGGGCUGAGGACCCUCCUGAUCCCCCAUAACCUCCCCACAAGUUUGGGUUUGCCAAAAGUUCGAGGCAAGCUGGGAGCGCAUCCGGGUGUCGGAGAUCAGAAGUUGUCCCUUCAGUGUGUGUCUGUGUGCGUGUAUAUAUAUAUAUAUAUAUAUACACACAUAUAUAUAUAUAUAUAUUAAAGAUAUAGCAAAGGAUUCCUCCUCCUUUUUGGCACUUGCUGGGGUUUGGGGAGCAGGCUGAGCCCUCCGGCCGGGCUUUGCAGUUGGCUGUAGGAAUUAUUUCUGGACCAAACCCGCGCCCAGAGAGACGGCCCUGGCCGGCAGGGCCACCCCAGGGGGGGCAGCAGCAGAAGUACUUGAAUGGCUUAGGACAGAGAGUCUGAAGAGAGUCAAGUUGCACAGUGAAAAUAUAUAUUUUUAUACCUAGCACAACUUCCUGUAUAUUUUUGGGGUUUUUUCUUUCUUUUUUUUUUUGAUUUUCUUUCCUUUUUUUUUUUUUUAUUUGGGUUUGUUCGUUUUAUUAAUUAUUAUUAUUAGGAAGGCAAACUUCUAAAAUGUGAAGGGCGUUGGGUUUUUCCUUAUCUGGUAGAUGAGGGCAAGCAUUUUGCACUAAUGUUUCCUUUGUGUGGAGGAUUAAUGAUAUGUUUGAAAAUGUUAUAUCAUAAUGAUUGUAUUCUUCCGAAAAAAAACAAAAAAAACAAAAAAACAAAAAAAAAACAGAAACAAAAAAAAAGUGUAACCCCUUUAAAAUAUUGAAUGUAAGGUGAGAACAGAGCAGUCCAUCGAUUGUAUGCGGCUUUCCUGAGUGCCUUAGAAUUUUUUGAUCAUUUUUUCCAAGGAAAACAGAUUAAGAAGAUCAGAUCAUAACCGACUCCUUCCUCCUCUUUGUUUACGACACUAUUUUAAAUUAUAGAAUUUGGGGCUGCUUUAUAAUGUGAAUAGGAAACUGCAUUCAUCUAGGUCUGAUAGUGUAAAAUCAAAGCAUCAGUAUUUAUGGUAUGUCUGCACCUUUAUUCUUAUGCUUGACUAUUAGCAAUAUUACAUGUAUAUUAUAUAUCUAAAGUUAUACCAAGCACCUUUAAAGAAAACGGAGUGUAAGCAUACAAGUUACCUGCAGCUGCCAUAUAGUGUAGAAGCCAGCCCCUCUCCUCCUCGUUAGCGCCAAUUAACACCACCAGGCUGAGAGCUGCCGCUUUGCAGAAGGGCUGCAUGACCUUCUGCGCACCCCGCGGCUCGGUCCUGCGGGUCCAGCUUUGGCCGGGGGUCCCGGGGAUCCCCAUCCCCCCCCCCCAUCCCCGCUCCCCCCCCCCCGGGGUCAGUGAUGUUCCCGCACCGGUUUGGUGGCGGCGAUGCCGGUGCUGCCCACGGAGGGGGGACGGCAGAAGAUGGGGAGCGGGUCCGUUUUUGUCACCGCGAUGGUUUAAUUCUUCUAACUGUGGUUUCACCCUAGAGAUUCCUCAAGGGCUGGGGCGGGGAGGGGGGGGGGGGGGG
Tyto alba (common barn owl) is the source of this 6289-nucleotide messenger RNA. It is a transcript of the gene NACC2, whose product is annotated as NACC family member 2. Bases 359 to 2095 code for a protein of 578 amino acids. NCBI's taxonomy places the organism in Eukaryota, Metazoa, Chordata, Aves, Strigiformes, Tytonidae. Gene Ontology annotation, biological process: regulation of transcription by RNA polymerase II. Gene Ontology annotation, molecular function: DNA-binding transcription factor activity, RNA polymerase II-specific; RNA polymerase II cis-regulatory region sequence-specific DNA binding; protein binding. The record is from RefSeq and is a predicted model, not a curated record. The transcript is spliced from 6 exons.